Molecule: messenger RNA, 180 nt
Organism: Clunio marinus
Lineage: Eukaryota; Metazoa; Arthropoda; Insecta; Diptera; Chironomidae
Source: the annotation of a GenBank genome assembly
AUGGAAGCAAUACAAUUUUCAGUUCAUUACUUACGCAAGCUUAACUUAUCAAAACCUUUACCCUUUCAGUGUGAAGAAUUAAUAUUUUAUGCUCAGAAGAAUGAUGAAAAACUUUUGCUUUCGUGGAAACUGAUGAAAAAAUAUUGGAAUAAAACAGCUGAGUUUUCCACAAAACAGUAG